Molecule: messenger RNA, 1886 nt
Organism: Epinephelus moara (kelp grouper)
Lineage: Eukaryota; Metazoa; Chordata; Actinopteri; Perciformes; Serranidae
Gene: tango2
Product: transport and golgi organization 2 homolog (Drosophila)
Exons: 10
Coding region: 295-1128 (277 amino acids)
Biological process (GO): protein secretion; Golgi organization
Cellular component (GO): Golgi apparatus
Source: RefSeq, a predicted model, not a curated record
AACACUUCCUUUUAGUUGACAACAGCGAGUGUAAAGGGACAGUGAGUACAACUAGCAAAAUACUACACAGCAGGAAACUGUACACAAGACAACGGGUAAACAUUUAGCUUAGCAACUCUUACCUGAAGUCUAAUGUGUCGUGCAUAACCAAGGUUAGUGUUCACAGGAGUACACACAGCAUGCACUCUAGAUGGUCCAUUUCAUUGUCCUGCAGCCACGUACACUGUAUAUGACUAAGAUUUGAAGGCAGAUGUGGAUUCAGUGAAACUUUGUCAUCAAUCCCCCAAUCCAUCCAUGUGUAUAAUUUUCUUCAAGUUUGACCCCCGCCCUGCGUCCAAAAAUGCCUACAGGCUAAUUUUGGCUGCAAACAGAGAUGAGGUCUACAACAGGCCAUCCAAAGCUGCAGACUUCUGGGGGACCAGCAGUGAGAUUCUCAGCGGCCUGGACUUGGAAUGUGGCAGGGAAGGAGGAUCAUGGCUGGGGAUCAGCAAGCGAGGCAAGCUUGGUGCAAUCACCAACUACAUGGAAGGGCGUGUCAACCCUGAUGCACAAGGAAGAGGAUUUCUAGUGUCUAACUACCUUAUGGACAAGGAUGUGGACAGCUACUCUUAUCUAAAGAAGGUGUCGGCAGAAAGCCACCUUUACAACGGCUUCAACCUCAUCACAGCCGAGUUCAAAGCCAAACAAGACAUUGUGUGUUACUAUGGAAACAGAGGCAGCCCUGAACCCAUCCAUCUAAAAUCAGCAGGAAUCUAUGGCUUGAGUAAUUCGCUGCUGGACACGCCGUGGAAGAAACUGCUGCAAGGCAAGCGCCACUUCACCAGCGUUGUCAACGACCAGUCGCUGUCCUGCGAUGGACUGGUACAAGAGCUGCUCACCGUCCUCAAUAAUGAGGAGCUGAACGCACCUGAUCCAACUCAGGAGAGCCAGGGCAAUGGUAUCAGCAAGCCUCUGCUCCAGGCUCAGUCAGCAGUGUGUGUUCGCACCCCUAAUUACGGCACAAGGACCAAUACAAUUAUCCUGAUAGACGCAGAAGGUAAUGUGACCUUCACAGAGCGCAACAUGUCCAACUGUGGUGACACAGGCAAAUGGAGCACCAGUUCUUUCCAGUUCAAACUGCAGGUGUGAAGAUGUUAUGGAGGAAAUCCACUGUGUGCCUUUCUGCAUCACCCUCCAACCUCCCUGCCCCCCUCUCCCCCUCCUCAAGCUGCGCUUCAUAGCAGCUAUGUGAACAUGAAGACUCGUCUGCACUUUUUCUUAAGCUAGCUGACACUAGCGGCCUCAUUAACAUCAGUGAUAUGUAUUUCGUCUUCUUGAUUUAAGUUAUGAAAAUGCAUCUUUUGAAAAUGUGUGCUAAUUUAAAAGAUUGCCAAAGAACAUUUAUAAUUUUGUAGAGGCAAAUAUUGUACUUGCAUUUCACAAAACUGUGGGGUUGGGUCGCUUUGAAAAGUCUAAGACAUUACAGAUUGCGAGUAACCUGCUUUGAAAUACAAUCAGUACUGUAGUGCUCAGGAUUAUUUCAAUGCAAUCUCAUGUAUCCUUGAAGUACUCAACAUGGAGUUUAUGCACAAUUUCCAGACUGCAAUUUGAAAUUAUUUUCUGUUUAACACAAUAAUGAAUCAUUGGGUCUCUGGUAUUUUUCUAUAUAAUGUGUAAUCUGAUUAGACUUUACAGUAAUUAUCACAAAUUAGAGUUACCAACUACUGUAACCCUGUUAUGGGUAAUUUCAUUAGUUAUGCCCCAACCCUGCACAACAGUAGCCUCAGUGUUGGUAACAACCGAUGCUGAAUGCAAACCGUUUCAGGCACUGGAUCUCUAACCACUCCCAUGGUAGAAUAAUGCAUUUUACAGCUGCUCGACAAUAAAACAGUUUAUCCAAACACUCA